This is a messenger RNA of Psylliodes chrysocephalus, 15779 nucleotides long. Lineage: Eukaryota; Metazoa; Arthropoda; Insecta; Coleoptera; Chrysomelidae. The record is from the annotation of a GenBank genome assembly.
AUUUAUUAAAAAAAUCAACUUUUUCACUAAGUUUUAGCUAGGUCAAGUGCUUGUGACCAAUAUGGGCAAUACCAGUAAUGAUAUGGGUUUCCAAAAGGUCAGAAUAUGAAAAGGCUUGUCAAAUAAUACUAGGAUCAUGCAAGGAUCCACAAAGAUACCUAUUACUGACCUAAAUGCCCAUAUUACUUGCAAAAUAUGUAAUGGUUAUUUUGUAGAUGCUAGUACCAUCAUAGAAUGUUUGCACACAUUUUGCCGCAGCUGCAUCAUUAAGUAUUUACAAAAAAAUAAAUACUGCCCUGUCUGCGAUGUACAAGUACACAAAUCAAAGCCAUUACUCAACAUCAGACCUGACAAAACUCUUCAGGACAUUGUCUACAAACUUGUACCAAGGUUAUUUCAAAAUGAAAUGCAAAGAAGAAGACAGUUCUAUGAGAGUCAUCCAGAAGCAAAACCUUCGAGUUUGGAGCAGUGUGGUGAAGUUGCUUAUCAGUAUCUGUUGACUCCUGAAGAAACUAUUUGCCUUACUCUUAGUUAUCAUGGAGCAGACAACAAACCAAGGUACUUGAGGUGUCCCGCAGCAGUCACUAUGGGACACCUGAAGAAAUUGAUUCGUGCUAAAUAUGACUUAUCUGAAAAUCAUAGAGUCGAUAUUCUCUACAAUCAAGAUUGCCUUAGUUCUUCCCUAACUUUAAUUGAUAUAGCUUAUAUUUAUUUAUGGAAAAGGAAAGGACCAAUAGAACUUACCUACAGAAUUUACGAAAAUACCGCUAAAAAAUUGAAACUUGAUCAUCCUGACGAUGUGGAAAAGUUAGACAUAAACAAUAUUAACAAUAACGAUAUCUGCAACAAUAAUAAUUGGAAGGAGGUGCAACUGAGGAUAAGUGAGAAUGGAGAAAUGUCCAUAACUGGUAUACAAGAUUCCCUCAGUCCUAGUUUGUUGGAGAUUGUAAAUAGUGAACCAAAGUACAAAAAUGAUGUGGGGGAUCCAAAAGUGCUGGUAAAACAACAACAAAUAAAAAAAGAGUUGCCUGGUUUGAAAUACAUCGGAAAAGUCAACACCCCUUGUACAUUACCACCCGCUACAUCAAAUCCACUUCCAAUUGAUAAUCUCAACAACUUUACGGCGAAUAUUGGAAAUUUUGUUAACACAAUAAGUACAACUGUCCCAACUCUCACCUUACCAAUAGUUAGUGAUCACAUAAUACUUUCCCAACCAUCGCCCUCUAGCAGUUGUGCUACACUUUCUUCUGGAAGCACCACGACGGUUUUUAGUACAAUAAAUACUUCAAAGUGUAGUACAAAAACAGAAGAAUCAGUUGUAAAUGUAGCUCAUACCGAAGAUAAUAAAGAGAGAGAAGGAGAGAAAGGAAUAAAAAGAAAAAUAGAUGCUCACGUUGAAUCCGAACCACCUGCAAAACAACCUAAACCGAUCAUAUUGAACCACAACAUUGGUUUGCACAAUUUAUCGAAUAACCACCCUCUGAUGAAGCAUGCGAAGAUGAAUCGAAACGGUGAAAACGUACGAGAUCUUCCCAAUACGAAAAUCUCAUUUGAUUCUGAUAUAAAAUCCACUGAAGCUACCUCAAUUUUGACCAAAUCCAAUGAUAUCGAAAUUAUAAAACACACUUUUAAUAAAAAAACGGAUGUGGAUACUUCGAAGAUCACUUUGAACAAAAAUUUUGCUCACGGUAGAAUGGGGAGUUCCACGUCGACUUCCAAGCCGCUGGCGAUGCGUGCGAAGACCUUGAUCAGUGAGUCAGGGGUUAAACCGCCUUGUUACCAACCUAGGACUAUUUAUAAUCCUUUGAUCAACGUGCCAAGGCCGUUAAAUAAUUUGAACUCUGCUCCCGCUGUUAGCAUUUCUUUAAAAACAGAUGCACGAACUACUUCCCUUUGUUCAACGCGGACAACGCCCGUUAAAAAAACCGACAAAUCAUCUCCCAUCGCUUCUAUUUCCAUAACAUCACAACCCACCAUAAAUUCCACUCCAAAAUCCUUAAAUACUUCCCAACCGCAGCCUAAUCACACGAUCACCAAGCCCACAAGCAUCGUCCUUAAUAUUUCAAAUAAACCACAAAGCAGUAGUCCAACGCCUCUAAGUCAGCCUGUUGUCAGUACAUCAAAUAAGAUACCAAGUAUUAGUCCAGCUCAACAGGCUCAAGCUCAGUGCAACUCAAGUGGGAAUAAAGUACCAAGUACUAGCCCGUCUCAAGUUUCUCCAAAUUCAAAUCAGGGUAUCAACAAUAAACUUCCAAAUACUAGUCCAUCCCAUCAGCUGCAACCCACGCAGAGUACCAGUACUAAAACAUCAACGACCACCAACACCACACCUCCGCAAAGCUGUCAGAACGCUGUCGCGAAGACGCCGAACAGUACAGUAAAGGCCAAACCCAGCACGCCUAUUGGAUACAAAACGUUGCGGGAUCCCCCUAAGAGUUGGAACUCUCAAAUCUCCAAAGCGAAUCUGAGCAAAUCUAGUCCUGAUCCCAAAUAUCCGGAUCUAAAAAACGUCAGGCCUGCCAAGUUCUUUAAGAUGAGGAAUAACAUGCCUAGAUAUUUGGGCAACCCAGCAUCAGGGGUGAAACCAAUGUACCAAGUCCAUGUCAGUCCGGAAAAAGAUAAAUCACAGGAAACCAUGAAAACGGAAAAAUCCGAAAUAAAAAAGCACUCGAUCGUUAAAAUCGAUCCGAAAACCUUAAAACCUGUAUCGGAAAAAGCUCCAGAGACUACAAGCCUCAGCAAUCACAGCAUAAUUUUGCAAACACCAAAUUUGAACCCACACAAUUUAACAACCCAAAUGGGUCAGCUUUACCCCAAUCCCAGUCAGUGCCUGAACACAGCUGUUACUACUAUGAAUAGCAGUUUGCUGAACAUCCAAAACGAUUUGAAAAUCAACACUAGCUCAGUUUCCAUCACCAAUCCACUCAAGUUGCAGAGUUCGUCGCCCAAGAACGAGAGGAAAUCACCCAAGAGCCCGCAUUCGCCGAAGAUGAAGACUACUAGUUCACCUACCGGAAACAAGAGAGAUAAUAAGAUCGCUCGAAAUUUCACACCACCCAACCCCUUUGUUCCGAAUAUCCCAACAAAACCUUCCCUUAGUCCGAAUCAAUUCAUAUAUCCGGCCAUGCCGCCUGGGUUUCCCACGUAUGAUCCCCGAGUCAUGGCCGCCUAUUACAACCAGUGGUACAGCCAACGGAUGCCGUUCUCACCUUCGGCUCUUUCGGGGUUGACUUUGGAUUUGAAUCAACGGAAGAGUUUGGAGAUGCUGACGUCGCCCGGUAGUCCCAACAUAGACGUUUUGGCGCAGUCGAUGAUUAAUCACCAGAUGCCUUCGAGGCCCAUCCCACCAACUUCCACAAACAUAUCUACAUUACAAAGAAGCCAUAACAUACCUCUUUCGCCUACCAUCACCAAACUCCCAUCGACGCACAAAAAAGUCCAAAAAGAAUCGAAAACCGACAAAAGCCUUGAAACGGUGGUCGAAAAGAUGACCCAAAAUCGCAACAAGAUCACCACUAAAUCUCAGAAGGAACCGGAAGUCAGUAAGACGUCGGCGCCGCCCUCUUUACCGGAAACGCACACAAACGACGUCGAUAGCGGGAAGAAAACCAUGGACCAAAAACCGGAGCUCAAUAAAAUAGAAAUAAACGAUUGUGGAACAAAUCAGUUGUUAAAAAUUGCGACUAGCAAUACGGAUAAAAAUGUACAACAAACUAGUGAUAAGGAUUUUAAGGUUGAACAAAAAUCAAAAGAACCUUUAAAAUCUUCCAGUAAUUCUAAAAUAUCGGUUCAAACGGAAAGCAAACCCGAAAAGGCAACGGAACCGCAUGAAAAAGAGAAUUCCAAUACCGAAAACAAUGUACAAAGCAAAGAAAAAUUAGUAGACAGGAAAAGUGAAGUUAUAAGUACGGAAGACAGUGCGGAUAAGAGAGAAAAGGUAGCGGAAGUAGAGAUAAAAGAAAAAGAGUGAGAAAUUUAAUUUGUAUAUAUGGGGGAAUGUUUUUUUUUGUUGAGAAAUUUGCAUAUAGUCAUAUGUUAACACAGUAGCAAUCAGCAUAUCAGUCUGCAGACGUUGCGAACUCUUUUUUUCUCCCGCCGUAACGUUUUUGGUAAUGUCAAUUGUCAUUUUGGCAAGACCAAAUGACCCGGAAGAUUUAAAAUGUACUAAUCAGCGUUUACUUUAUUCCCUGUACCUUAUGCAGCCGGCAAUCUUUGCUUCUGGAUACUCCGUUUUUUUUUCUGUAUUUCCAUGAUAUGUUUCCCAUCAGAAUUAAACGUUGCACAUCAAUAUAAUUUAUUGAUCAAUUUUCACCACGGUGUAACUAGAAGGUGUUUCAACAACAAAUGAUAAAAUUGAUCAGAGUAUGAGUAAAAAUCCGCUAGUGUAUUUACAGCAAAUAAUAUGCUGGUUCAUUUUUAACUUGUUAUAAAUACAGUCGUGCAAAUCAGUUUAUUUUAGCUUUUAUCAAGUGAAAAAUUCAACUAUAGUCUGAUUUUUAUCAUUUCGAUCCCUUAGUUUGCAAACCUUCCAAGUCACAAAUUAUGUUUUUUUUUUUCAGGAGGCAAAAAUAUUACUAUUUUAAAAAUUUCAAAAGUCCAUUGGUGGAUAAUUUGUUUUGUAAUUUUAAGGUAAUCAGUACAUUCUAAAAGUUUUUGGUAUUUUUAAGUUAUUUAUUAUAUAUUAAAAUUAAAAGGUUUUCAUAAUUAAGUAAAUGGACUUAGGUUUGUGAACUAAGGCAUCGAUAUAUUUAUUAUUAUCAUCAUUUAUCACUUGAACAUACAAACAAAAUAUCUUAAUUGGCAGAUUUACUUUAAUUUACUGAAAAUAAAAAUCUAUUGAAACCUUUUUUUACGUUUAUUGCAGUCAUAGUUUUAUUCAUUAUCUUGGCCCUCAUCAUUAAUAGGAUUAAAUCAAGCCUCGGACUAAAAAAUAUAUUUUUUCUAAUUUUGAUGUAUAAAGUGACAUUUUUUGUAAUCGCAGCAAGUGUCAAAAUGAUUUACUUUACGUAACCAAUUGCCUAAUGUUGAACAUUAUGAAACUGGUUACAAAAUAGCGAUUUAUGAAACCGGUUAUGAAAUAGCUAUUUAUGAAAACGAUUACGAAAUGCCUUAUUUUAUGUAAUGAGUGAAUAUUUACGGGACGAGCAAAGCGAGGUCCCGCAACAUGAACGAGUUUAUAUCAAAGAAGGAAGGGUUGACUAUAUAAAAAUUGAAUUUGGUUAGUGAACUUACAACCUAGUAAUAAUGUUGUUUUGGGCCUUGUUUUCCAUUCUAAAUCAGCACAAAAUAAUUAAAACACAAUACACUACAAAAUAACUCACUCUCUUGAGAAUUAAAUAAUUUUAAUAAGCAAUAUAAAGACUCUACAAGUCGUUGAUAAUAAAUUAGUAUGACUUUCUAUUUGUCAAUAAAAUAAAUGAAGUUAUACAUAUGCAACUAACAAUACAAGAAAUUAGUAAUAUUGGUUGCCUAGUAAUUGGUUGUCAGUAUUUUUUUUACCAAAACUCGUUCAUGUUGCGUGACCUCGCUCUGCUCGUUCCGCAAAUAUUCACGCGUUACAUAAAAUAAGGCAUUUCGUAACUGGUUGUAUAAAUAAUAGCUAGUAUUCUGAAUAUAAAUACUGUAGCUAAAUUUUUUUUUUGAAAUUAUCUUGACAAUCAUUUCACUUUAUCUAGGAGUAAUUUAAUUGAAAUUUGGGGUAUAUUUAUUAUAUCUUAAAUGUUCGCUUAGCUUCCUAGAUGACUUCCGUUUUCUUCUAUCGUUUUCAUCAUACUAGUUCCUCCAUCUUUUGCUGGGUCUUCCGAUGUUCCAAUUCCGAUAUAAGAUUUGUCUUUAUACUAGCUGUCUUCUGUCAUUCUGCUACUCUUUCUUUCAUUUUUACCUUGUAUUGUACUGUGAUUGCAAUGACGUUAAAACUGACUACCACUUAGACAAUCCGUCAUCUCAAAAAAAAAACCAAUAUGAACUACGAUUUGCAAACAAUACAAAUACAUUUGACAAACAAAGUUAGUUAACCUGACUAGUGUUUUUAAUGUAAAUUACGACAAAUUUGCAAAUUGUGGACUUUGGAACUGUUGAUUUGAAGAUUCUAAAAUCUAAAACAGUGUUUCUCAGCCUUUUGUAGAGCGAGGAAUCCUGGAGUACUUCUAUUUUUUUCUGAGGAACCCCUUAGCACCAAAAUAUGAAAAUAUUCAUUUUUUAUCACAACAGCAUCAUCGUGCUACUUUUAUAGCUUCCAAUAAAAUCAAAAAAGAACUGUGAGAACAAAAUAAUAAUAAAUUAUUAUAAUUAUUAUUUUGCCUUCGACUUCCGCGGAACCCAUUACCACCAUUUGGUGGAGAAAUUCGUGUAGGAGAGCCAUCAUUUAAAAACACUAAUUGUAAAGAAUCUAAAGAAUUUAUUGUAUUUUUACCGUUUGAGCCAACACACAUGAUUACAAUUUAAGUCCCCCAUAAUCAAAAGAGGUUUGUUAGACCAAUUAUUUUUGGAAAUAAAUAUUCACUAAAUUUAAUUGGCAGUGGAGCAGAUAGAUGGCUUGAACUUGAGUUGGAUGAUCUAGAGAGUAAUCUAUUAGAAGAGGCUGAAAAUCUAAAUUGUUUUUAAUUAAACAGGCUAUACCUCCAUAGCCAUCCAAUCUAUCAUUUCUCAAUGUUUGGUAAUCUCUACACCUUAACCUAUAAUCUUCCUUCAUCCAAGUUUCAUUAAGUAGGAUUAUGUCUGGAUUGUGGUCCUUAAUUAGGAUCUUUAGAUUAUCUAUGUUUGAGUUAAAAGAGCGAAUGUUCCAUUAAAUAAUGGUUAAUGGAUCGAAAAGCAUAAUAAUAGAUAAUUAGUACUCUGAAUCUUCAGAGUACUCCAUUAGACCUGACUGAGAGAAAGAAUUUGAAGGUACUGCUGGACCUGUAGAAGCAUUGGGGGUUGUGAUACAGAAUAAAAAGAGUUGAUAAUAUUACCUAUGAAAGUCAUGACUAACUCCUUGUGUUGGUCCGAUAAGUUAAGGCUUGAAUAACAUCUAUUUUAAUAUUAUUUCCUUCCUUAGGCCGAAAGGGAGACGAUAGGGGUCGAGUUGGGAGACUGGAUGAUCUUUCCGAUGUACUAAUUAUGCAUUCUUGAUGCUUUUUCUUAUCAUAUUCAUCAUCUUUCGUUUUGGCGUUCUUAUUUUUUUGACUGUAGGUGGGUAACCUUGUAUUAGACAAGGCUUCUGAUCUUUUUUGGGAGACUGGGAUACCAUUUUGAUUUGUAUCCCUGUUGGGAAGAGCUGGAAAGUCAUUAAUAUUAGGGAUAGGGUUUUCUGUAUUUUUUUGGAAUUUGUUGGUUGGCUUCGAAAUAAGAUAUGUUCGAAAAUGACAUUAGUUGCUUGAUUUCUUUUUGUCUAUUAUAUUCAGGGCAAUUAAACUCGUUGGAACUAUGUUCCGUAGAUUUACAAUAAAUACAAUACUUACUGCAAGUAACAUCUGACUCAUGGGAUUUACCACACUAUGCAUUUGGUCUUUCCUCUACAUUGAUUAAUACGAUGUCCAUAAUGCAAGCAAUCAUGACAUUGUAUUACUGGGGUGAUAUAUGGUACAACUCUGACUAGGAGACCAUACAUUGAAAUUUCUUUAGGAAUCAUUUUUCCUGAAAAAGUAACACAAAUCGUACUUGUUGGUACAUAGGAGAUUUCUUUACGGGAUUCCACAACUCUUCUGUUUAGACGUUUGACUUGAAGAAAUUUACAAUUCACUAAAUGAGUUUCAGUUGCCUCUUUAAUUUCAUCAUCUGUAAAAGAUCUGUCCACAUACCUUACAAUCCCUUUGCAAGAGACAUUGUGUGAUGGAAUAAAAACUUCAGAACCUUUAUUUUCCAUUUCUUUAUCCUCUAUAAAUUGGUAAAGAUCGCACCAAUACUGUUUUUCCCUUUUCUUACUAUUUUGAGGAUAUCCUUCAGUUUCAGAUUAAAAAUGGUUUUUGUUAUACUUAGUAUAUGAAGAUUUCCUAGAUUAUUUGUUUUACCUUGGACAUACACUUCGAAGGGGCCCGAGUCUGUGUUCGAAUACAAGUUUUUAACCCUCGUCGGAGGAUACGGCGGAUCCUUGACCCCCAACUCUUGUGGGUUGGAGGUUAAGUUAACCUCUAUUUGUUAAGUGUUACAAAAAUAUGUUUAUAUACAAUUACUAAAAAUAUGAGGAAGAAAAGGGUUGAAACUACACAGGAUGGUGUUAGUAUAGCCCAAAUAACAAAAGAUUGUUAAAUGUUCACUGACAGCGAUGUUUACACUUCGGAUGUCAAAGCAAAAGUCGUUUUAACAAUAUUUGACAUAUACGUUUUUAUUGUUUUUAAUAAAUAUUGUUUGCGGGUCAUAAAAAGUAAUUUAAAGGUAAAUAAUUGGUUAUUAAAUGAUUAUAUACUUGAAGCAUAUUAUUUAUUUACUCUAUAAAUAUAUUUAUAAAAGUUUUAUAACAAUAUUAUUAAACGCACUGUCACUGCAAUUAUCAGUGGAACCAAAAUUACGUCAUCAUUAAUUUAGCAUAUUUGUAGAGUGUUUGCCAAUCGUCCAUCAUAAUACAAUACUUCAAAAGAUACGCGUAUACCAUUAAAAUAUAGUUUAAAUAUUAAAAUUUACUUUUAAGUUUUUUUUUUUUAAAUUAAUCCUACAAUGAAAUAGUUUCCAAAUAAAACAAUGUUUAAGUGGUAACAUGACAAAGCAGGUUUGGAUAUUCAACUCUUUUGCCUCAAAAUAUACCUAAUUAAGGUACGUUUGGAGCCAAAAGAGUUGCUUUAGAAACCCAUUAAAAAUUGUUGACAACUAUGACAGCUGUUGCUUUGUUUUGUUUGAAAUCAGAGUGACGUUGCAGUAUCACUGGGUAUUUAGGAAGUCAUGUAAACCUUAGAAAGUAUCUUUUUGGAUCGGACUGUGUGAAAUUAUCUUGAAGUUAAGUUUGUGGGCUGCUUUGGUAACAGCAACUUUUUUAAUGAUUGACGUUUCCAAAAAUCCCAUAAUUCCGAAAUAAAAAUAAUUUUCAAAAAAUAUAAUUAUUGUAAGCAGAAAUAUAUCAAUAAGUUAUAUGUUAUAAUACAGUGUGUUAUCAAUUGCUUGUACAUGAGGAUUUAAAUUUAUGAAAAAUAAAGCGUGAUAAUGUACUUGCAAUUUUUAGCAUCCGGUAUGAUUGAAACUCUGCCUUUUGCAGUCUUGGCUCCGCAUUAUAUUUUGUUUUACUUAAAACUUUUAAGAAUUGAUGCACUAUUAGUAUGCGUGUAUACAAAUAUCGUCAUAAAAGAAAUAAAUCGUCCAAUUCCACAUUUUUGCAAAUAUUUUUACGUAAUUGACAGUUUUUUUUUAAAUGGAUUGUGUGAAACGUGACACUAGGCAGUACUCGUCUAUUAUACAUAUAAUUAAUGAUACGCAGCAAAACUGGGUAAAAAUAUUGCGAUUUAACCAAACUUGCCUUAGUUCCAAAAGUUAAUAACCGAAAUACAGGGUAAGGUGUCAAAUUUUUAUGUUCAUUUAGUUUUUUUUAUUAUUAUUUCAUCAACAGGGCGAGAAAUGCAAAUUCUUAAUUUGAAUGCCACUUGUAGAGGGAGCCACUUGAAAUAUCUUUAACCCGUAACCAGUGAGGUGCAAUAUCAGUUACAUUAAGCAGAGACUAAUUUUUUCAAAGCAAUAUAUCAAAGAAAUAAUUAUUCUAAAAAAAAAAAUAUCACAAUAAGUCGCAACUUAAUGAACAUUAUUGGUUCCUGUUGAAUUUUAUGAAAAAAAUUACAAAAUUAUUUUAUUAUGUAACAAAUUCAAACAUUCGCAUUUGGGCUGUGUAUAUAUAGAUAUACAGAAAUUUUGCAAUAUACAACAAAUGCUUUUUUUUUAGUUAACCUGAGGCGUGUGUGAUUAAAAAGGUACUAAUAAAUGGUUUCUUAGCAAAAAAAACAUUUAUUCAGUUUCAUAAAUUUUGACAACAGUCAACUACAUUAAUUUCAAACUAUAAUUCUUAUUUACAUUCUAAUUUUUAGAAACACUUUGUAUACACAUUUUCUUGCUACAUGACAAACAAAUUGGUUUCUUACAGUCAUAGCACAUAUAAUAUGUCUUUCUAUGCAGUUUAGAUGGGCACAGAUAACAAUAUUUCCGAAACUCUAAUUUCUCUUCAGCGGGAAAUGGUACUGGUUCUUGAAUUCCAACUAUUCUUUUUAUCAUAAUCCUCACUUCUAAACUAAUUCUUGGAUUUUCAUAACGACUUCUCAUAAAUGGUUCAGUUAGAGACUUUUUUCAUAAAAACUAAUCUGGAUAUAAUUUCUCUCUUCUUAAAGCAGUAGUGUAUGACAUAUGCAUAGUUCUUUCACCAAUUGGAGGGAAUAAAACAAAUUGUCUGCAGUAAUGUUCCUAUUACUUCCAUAAAUGGGCGUUGCAGAUUAUGUGGGAAUGGUUAAUUUACGUUCUUGAUUUAAAAGACCUACUCCAUCAGAAUCUUUUCCAGUAUAACUGUAUCCAUUAAAAGCAUAAUGUGUCUUGGCGUCUUUUAACAACAUAACUUUUAUUCCAUAUUUUCGUGGUUUAUUCGGUAUAUAAACUCGAAAUUUGCCCCUAAAUCCUACCAACAUCUCAUCAAUAGAAGCAUUUGUACCAAUGCUAAAUAAAUUUUUGGAAUUUUCAAAAAACAUCAAAAAUUUUGUUUAUAUGAACUGCCGGUGUCUGUCAGUUUCUCCUUUUUUUUAGGGUCAUCAAAUCUCAAGCAAUUUAUCUUUUCCCCCUCAUAAUAGCCCUAAACAUUUCUCUUGCGGUUCCAUCCGCCUUAAACAUAACAUCAAUGUCUUCAUCAUUGGACUUGAAAAUGGCUGUAUAUAUCAGGAGAUCUAACAAUGCUCUUAUUUCAGUGCUAUCAGUAUUUUUUAAAUCUGCCCGUUUUUCAUUUGCAUACUUUGUGCGCAUCUCUUCGAUUUUUAAAUUUGUAUACGGUACUAUACUGCCGUCCUAAAAACAGAUGCCGCCUCUACUGAGAGCGUCAAGCGGUGAAAAUAAGGUUUAAAGUUAUUUCUUUAGAUGGUAAAGUAUUCAGAUGCGGCUAAUUAUGUUGUAUUUUUAAUAUUUCGGAAACACAUACGGCAUUUCUACUUGGCAAGAAGUUAAUUUAGCUUGCCACGAACCUAUUGAUAUAAAAACUUCAAAAUCCAAUUUUUUGUAGGACGGCAGUAUAAUAGUGUUUAUCAUAACUUCAUUGAACAAGAGGUUCCAUAUAUUUUCUGGAUUAGCCUUUUCUCCUAGAAUACGUGCAGGUUCCUUCAAUCCUGGUAGGGUCAUAACUAUAUUAUGUUGAGCAGUUCGAACAUUUCUGACCACUGGUUCUUCGACUGCCAUUUUCGCAGAUCUUUUCUAUAAAAGUAUCUUUUUCUUUUUUCGUUUCUUUAUUUACUUCUUCAUUUGAUUCAUUUUCUUCAUUUUCAUCUCCAUUCCGAUUAUUUUCAUCUUCUGACGCUGAUUCAUCACUUUCACUUGAAGGUCGAUAGAGGAUUUCUUCUUCUCCAUCUUCAAUAUUAGAUAAAUCAGAAUCUGCUUCAUUGUACCACUUUAACACGAUACUUUCAAACAUUUUUUUCGUAGGACGAACACCAGUAGAGGUACUAGGCCGUAAGUCCAUCUGAAAAUAUUUAAUAUUACCCAAAAAUAUAAAACAACAUACAACGCAAAAACUUACCUUAACGGUGACGUGGAGCCAUAGAGACUUCGAUUUUUAUUUUAGACUUGUUCUGUUUAUAUGUUUAUAUCGACUGAAUUAGGCAUUCCAAACAAAAUGGCUGCCCGUUUGAAAUGACAGCCCACUGACAGACACAUGAUAGGUUAUAAUAUGACAACACUGUAAGCCUGGUAAUUUGAUAGGGUCAAUGCAAUAGACAGUUAUAUAAUUUGAUCAUCCAUGGUUUAAAAAAUAAACAUACGCUUAUGCCUUGAAGUAAAAAUGUAAGCAAUUAUUUUUUUUUAAAUAUUCAAAGGCUGGUUUUAAAACACAUUUUUGCUAAACUUUCUGCUAAAUAUGGCUGAUCGCAAUUGACCCGCUUUGAGCAAUCUAUUUAACUAUAUAGGUAUCACUGACCUGGUUAAUGACAAGAUGCCCACAGGGUUGCCAUAUCUUAACUGUCAGAUCCCACUGGUAGCCAUUUGGACAGGUCGUUGGAAUGCCUAAUGCUAUGACUACUUAUGGGAUCUUUUAACUUUGUGGAUCCCAUCUUGUAAAUAAUAUAGCGGUUUGUAAAAGGGUAUAUAUUAAUAUAAUGAAAUAGACAAUUCCGUCAUGACAGAAAAUUAUAUAUAUGACAUUUUUCUUUUUUUAAUAAAUAUUAAUGCUUGGCAACCGAGGUCGUCAAGUAGAUAGAUAGGGUGCACUUAAAUCCUGCCUCCCACUAAGCUGCCUUAAUAGGUAAUAUUGAUAUGUGUGGCAUGGGUGUGACAUGUAUCAAUAUAUUAUGAGUUGGAGUUAGUAUGUAGUGCUUCCAAGGCGCUACAAUAAUUGUAGGUAGCAGGAAAUCAGAAUUUCAGUAAAUAAUUAUAAUUUUAUUUUAAAAUAUAAAAAAACAUAUGAAAAAUGUUGUGUCGAGGUACGUCUUGUCUUGUCUUUUUUGAAAUCAGUAAUCAAUCAGUUUUUUGUUUCCUUUUUCCAUGGUUACCAUCCAUCGGAUAAGUAGGGUGCUAGUGUACGCAGCUAUCGACCAAGAUCAUAAUAUAUGUGAUAUUAUAAUGAUGCCAUCUGAUAUUGACACUUGACCAACCUCAAAUAAAAACUGACUAAUAGCGGAUUCGACUCAAAUGCUCUUGCUCGAUGACAAAGCGCUUUCAGUUCUGAAUUGAUUUUGGGCAGCAUUUUUAUAAUUCAAAUUCAUAUCUAGCAGUGCAUACAGCAAGCACGAGCUAGAGUUCGACAAUGGUGUAGCGCAUCUUUAUCCUUAUUUGACUGGCACAGUUAGAACUUGACAUUUUAGGUUUCUAACAAAUUUUAACGAUAAUCAUUUAUAGUUGCCAAACCAAAAAUUAAAUCUCUAUUAAUUUCAAAGAUUUUCCUUUCUCACUAAUAAUAGGGACAAAGAUGGUAAUAUAUUUAAAGAUAUUAAAUAAAUCCUAACCUCCAAAAUGACACUGGCACUGAAAAAAAGUACAGUUUCAAAAAAUUCGAACUUUGAGCAAGAGCGCCUGCCAGUCGAACAAAAAUUUCACUGUGCCUUGGUACUGAGCAAUUUCAGUCGAAUGCAAUAAUUGACUUUUAAUUAAUUAGGUUCUGCCAGUCGAACAAACAUCACUUAAAAAAGUCGAACUAAAUGCGCAUUAAUGCAGCCAGUCGAAUCCGCUAUAGGAAACCUUAAAAUAAAUUGACGUAAAAGUUAAAACUAAAGGUAAGACUAUGUGGUGCUAUGAUGUCGCCACAUAACCUUCCCAGGUAAUACUGAUAUGUGUGGCAUGGGUGUGACAUGUAUCAAUAUAUUAUAAGUUGGAGUUAGUAUGUAGUGCUUCCAAAGCGCUACACUACUGAUCAUAAUAAUGAAGGUACAUAAGCGCCCACAAAAAUCAAGGUCACCGCCAGAAAUGUACAGCUGUUACAAAAUCUUUAGGAGUCUGCCUGACUACACGUCACCGGUUACGGGUUAAAAUGAUAAAAAUUUAUUGUGCACGGUAUAUUAGCCUAAAUGUUAAAUUUGAUGUAUUUUCCACAAAAAAGUAAACUUUGUAAAUUUCGUACCGAGCACAAAAAAGUUUGGUAAUUUUUAAGAGAUUUCAUGUGGCAUUCCAACUAAGAACGGAUUUGAUAUUCUCGUUUCCAAAAACCCUUAAAUUUAUAAUUUCGUGCCGGUAUGUCGUCCUGUUGAUGAAAAAUAUUAAGAAAAAAAAGAAAUGAAAAUUACAACUUUGUCACUCUGUAUUUCGGGUAUUAUCAACUUUUGGACUAGGGUAAUCACAAUAUUUUUACUCGAAGAAUCUGCAGUUUUGCUGUGUACCCAGCUCCCAGAGUACUAAGAGCUUUAGUUUUAGAUAUAAAUUGAUUUAAAAUAGGUCAAUAUGGAGAUGGCGCUGCGCUCAAUAUUUUUUUUCGAUGGGAGGAUCUUGUAUAGCGCAUCUUGUAAAACAUGAAUUUUUAAGCAGAUUUUGUUCUAUGAACAAAUUUGAUAAAUCUAGCCAUUUUUGAUACACAGAAUGGGUAACUCAAAACAGUUUCAUUCUGUUUUUCAGCAUUAAUCACUGGAUUUUAGGAAAAUGCUAAAACAGGUCGAUUUUCAUUCCAAAUUGAAAACAUUUUACAAUACAGACAUCUGUCAUGUGUCAACCCCCUGCCUUGCACUUAAAUAGGUACCAUGUAGGCACAUCAAUGAUAGGUAAUUUCAUAGGGAAUUCAAAAAUAUGUAUGUACAUUGCGUUACUUAAAUUUUAGCGCCCUCUAGUGGGAUAAAAAUUAUUAUAAAGUGUGACACCUUAUUUGAAAGCAAAUUUAAUUACUAAUUCAAUGUACCACAUAACAUUAAUAUAUUUAUCCUCCAUAUUGCACUUGCAAUAGUUUGAAAAUUAGUCAUGCAUUAUUUUAAAUAUUGCUAACUUUAUUUUGUUGCAAGUGCAGUAUGGAAAUAUUUAUAAUAAUGUUAUAUCGUGCAUUGAAUUAGUAAUUAAAUUAGCUUUCAAAUGAAGUGUCACACUUCGUAAUACGUUAAAGGUUUUUUUAUUCCGAUAUAGGGUGCUAAAAUUAAAAGUAUCGUAAUAAACAGUCAUAUUUCUGACUUCCCCAUAAAAUUACCUUUUCAAUUAUGUGCCGUACAUGGUACAUUCCUCAUUUAAAAUUAGGGAAGGGGUUGACACACGAAAAAUGUCUGUAUUGUAAAAAUGUGUUUCAAUUUAGAAUACAAAUUGACCUGAUUUAACAUUUUCUUAAAAUCCAAUGAUUAAUACAGAAAAAACAGGAUGAAACUGUUUUGAGUGACCCACUCUGUAUAUCAAAAAUGGCUAGAUUUAUCAACUUAGUUUAGAACAAAAUCUGCUUAAAAAUGCAUUUUUUACAAGAUGCGCUAUAUAAGAAAAGCCCUUCCACCGAAAAAAAAAAAAAAUGAGUGCAGCGCCAUCUACAUAUUGACCUAUUUAAAAUUAAUUUAUGUCUAAAACUGAAGCUCUCUUAGCGCUCUAUAUACUGGCUUUUACAGUGUUAAAAUAUCUCUAUUACUUUCCAAAAUGUCCGGCCUGGGAGUUUUAUUGAUUGAUAUGAAAAUGAUACUCAUAGCAUUAUACCCAGCCCUCAAAAACGGUGAAGAACAUAGACGUGGGAUUAGCGUGUCAUUUGUGGGGGAAAACUAGCGGGCAUAUUUAAAAAAAUAUUUAUCCAGUGUGUUCCAUAAAGUUGGAUCCAUAUGGGAUUUUUUUUAACAUUACAAUAGGAAAAAAUCGUAAGACAUUCAACUCUGCUUUUUUUAAAACUUAAAAUAGCCCAUAUUAAAGUUGGCUAGGUAAUGCAUUAGUUAUCUGUCAAAUUCAGUAUUUUUUUUUUAAAAAAUAGUUCAAUUUUUUUUUUCUAAUUCGAAUUUGAGUUAAAUCACGUCAAGUGGACCCCCCAUUUUCCACUUGAUCAUCGAAUUCAGGUAUCAGUAUUUUUUUCAUGAAGUAUUCCCUAUAAACAAUUAAUCCCCAAAACAGUUUUAAAUAAUUUUCAUUUUAACAACAAUUUUUGUAUUAAUGAAAAUUUUUAUGACUUUUAGUUAAAAAAUUGAUAAUUAAAAAACUAUUAGAGAUAUUCUAAUGAAACUUUCAGGAUUUAUAGGUCAAUACUUGUAUUUUGAUAAAAUGUGCAAGAG